AUGAGAAGGUGUCGAAGCGCGUGCCACGCUUGCGCCCUCCACCAGAACAACACCCAAGCAGAUGCGUCCUCACGAAGAACGCAGUCCAGCACCAUCGGCAAUCUCCAGGUUCCUUCGCGACGCUCUCCCGGCCAGCGCUACGUCGUGUCGGUCUCCAGCGACAUGAGUGCGGCCUACUCGAGUUCCUCUCGUGCGCUUGCUUUCCUCUCCGAGACUUCCGAGGAUGCCAUCGCCGCGCUCAAAGGUCUCGUGGGAGGUGUCGGCUCUGCCAAGUAUCUCGACACCUCCGAGGACAAACUCUCCACCAUCGCGACUCAGAUCGACUCCAGCAGAGAUGAAGACCGCAUUGCAGCCCUCACUCGCAUCGUCGCCAUGGUCUCCAAAGGCCGCGACGCCUCUUCUUUCUUGCCGGCCGUCCUCAAGCUCACCUCUUGCGCCAACCUAGACGUGCGCAAGCUCGUCUAUAUUGUACUCUUGCGCUACGCCAACAGCAAUCCCGACCUAACUUUGCUGAGCAUCAACAGCUUUCAGCGGGACCUCUCGGAUCCGAGCCCGCUCAUCCGUGCUAUGGCGCUCCGCGUGCUGAGCAGCAUCAAGGUCGCCAUGGUCUCGCCAAUCGUGCUCAUGGCGGUCACCAAGGCUGCUCGCGACCCGAACCUCUAUGUACGCAAGAUCGCGGCUCUAGCCAUUCCCAAAUGCCACUCCAUCGACAAGUCGCAGCUCGAGUCGCUGCUCGAGGUUCUCGGCACACUCCUCGCGGAUCGCUCUCCCUUUGUGCUUAGCGAUGCGCUAGCUGCUUUCCAGCGCGUCUGUCCAAACGACUGGCAUCUCAUCCACCCCAACUAUCGCAGGAUCUGCCACGCGCUCUCGGACAUGGACGAAUGGGGCCAGAUUACAGCCAUCGAGGUCUUGUCGCGAUACGCGCGAUCAAACCUGCCCAGACCAAAGGUGGAGGAGAGGUCGAUGCCAGAACACGCCGCUAUCGGCCCGUCGCAGAAGCUCGAGAAAGACAGCACUGCCAAGCCACAUCAAACCGAGGAAGCUCCAAACUCGAGCAAAAGACGCCAUGAUGUCGACGGGCUCGAGGCAUUUCUGUCCAGCAACGCUGCCAUCACCCCGCCUUCCUUAGCGGCACGAAGCAAGGACUCCAAGUCAUCGACCGUGUCCCUUCCCAUCGUCAGCCCAUCCUCCGAUCUAGAUCGCGAUCUUGAGCUGUUGCUCGGAAAGUCUCAAGCUUUGCUGCACAGUCGGAAUCCCGCUGUGGUGCUCGCGGUGACGAGGCUGAUCUUCUAUCUCGCACCGACGCAAGAUCAUCGCAUGCUCACACGGCCUCUGGUGCGCCUCUUGCGAUCCUCGCCCGACGUGUCGUACUUGGUGCUUCUCAACAUCCUAGCCAUCUCCCGCCACGACCCAUCUCUGUUUGCACCGUUCACCACUUCCUUCCUCCUUGGCGCAUCGCACGAGGAGCCAAGCUUCCUGUCUUUGCUCAAGCUCGACCUCCUCGUCCUGCUGUGUAACGCCAGCAAUUGCAGCUUGGUCUUGGCGGAGCUCGGCGCGCACAUACAAUCAGCAGACGCGGCCGUCUCCGCUCACGCAGUCGCAUGCCUAGGCGAACUCGCGCUCGUCAAGAAGCUCGAUGCGAGCUCUGCCUGCUUGUCCAUGUUGCUCGACUUGCUACGAAGGCGCAAGUCUGGACCCCGUGUCCACGAUUCCACCGUUGCACGUGCGGUCCUCGAAAUCAAGAACCUCCUUCAGCUUUCGCCUGACUUGGCCGCUCUGGAUGCUGCCCCGGAAUCGCGCAGGACGUCGGCCAUCGUAUAUCGCCUGGCCGCCCUUCUGUUUGGUACAACGCCAAAGCCCAACCCGGCCGAGAAGUCGAAGCGCAAGAACGUCAAGCCCAAAGUAGUCGGCAAAGGUGCCAUCCUCCAUCCGGAAGCACGAGCAAGUAUCCUCUGGCUGCUUGGCCAACACGCGCGCCAAUCCAUCUCGAUCUCGACAUCUUCCAGUGCAGACGGCAAGAGGGAAGAGACUCGGACGCUGGCGGAGCUGGUCGUGCCAGACGUCCUCCGCCGCUGUGCGGUCAACUUUGUCAACGAGUCAUCUGCCGUCAAACUUCAGAUCUUGACCACGUCCAGCAAAGCGUUCGCAUUCCUACCGACUGUCUUGGUGCCGACGCCGGGAGCUACCUCGGCGGACCAGGGCAGGUCGGAGCAGCUCAUGUCCGCGGUCACAGUGCUCCACUUUUAUCUCCUCAAGCUCGCACGCUACGACGCCGACUUCGACGUGCGUGAUCGUGCUCGCUUCCUCAAAGGACUCACUGCGCCCCUGGCAGCAACGCAGUCCCCAUCCCCUGCAACGGAGGGCGACAAGGCGGCAAAGUCACAAGAGGACUCGAUCCAAGCAGCGAUCGAGUUGGCUGCGCGCAGCUUUGGCGAGACUGUCAGCGAGGACGAUGCUGAUCUGAAGGGCGUCCGGCUGCGCCGGGAGCAGGUGAUCCAUGUGCUGUUCGAAGGCAAGGCCUCGCUCGACCUUGCCGCAUCAAGUGCCAGCGAAGGUAACGACGAGGCGGUUCCUUCACAUGGAGACCCUUACAAAGCAUCAAGCAGGGACUCCGACGGUCCCGAGAUCGCCUCUCUCUCGCUCGUCCUCGGGGGCAAGCUCAUCAAGGGCUGGCUCAACACCAAGCUGCCCGCAUGGACCGAGCAGCCGACGCCGGCCUCCCUUCGCGAGCCUCCUUCCGUCUCGACACCAUCGCUUCCGACACUGCAAGGAACCUCGCUGUCCAACCUCAAAUCGUUCUCAUCCAGCGACUUCACGGGCAACUCACCGCGGGCGUCGACACCCGUCAUUCUCACUCCAGGCAAAGGUGCCGGCACUCCAUCGUCACGCGUCAGCGGUAACGCCACGCCUACCGAGCUAGACGCAUCCGCCGCCACAACACAGACACACCAAAAGUACAAGGAUCUCGAUUCGUUUCUCGAUGAAAGUGACGACGAACAGGAAGCGGCAGAGUUGCAUCUGGACGACUCGGCUCCUGAAGAUGACGACUUCGUCGCCGAAGAGCGUUGGGAUGACGACGAUGCCGAGGUCGAUUCGGAUGACGAGGAAGAGGACGAGGACGAGGACGAAGAAGACGACUCUGCGGAAGGCGAAGCUGCUUCUGAUGAUGAAGAGAGCGAGUGA
This is a messenger RNA of Moesziomyces antarcticus, 3183 nucleotides long. RefSeq lists its product as uncharacterized. Gene Ontology annotation, cellular component: membrane coat; AP-3 adaptor complex. Gene Ontology annotation, biological process: vesicle-mediated transport; intracellular protein transport. The transcript has a single exon. The coding region runs from base 1 to 3183 and encodes 1060 amino acids. NCBI's taxonomy places the organism in Eukaryota, Fungi, Basidiomycota, Ustilaginomycetes, Ustilaginales, Ustilaginaceae. The record is from RefSeq and is a predicted model, not a curated record.